UUUCAUCUCCGUACAAGGAUCUGCACAUGCGCAGGGGCCGGUCAGUGUUAAGGCGCCUGUGCAGGGCUCGGGCUGCGCAUGCGCAGUCGUGACGCGGGUCUGGUUCCAUCGGGUCGGUGGCGGUGGCGGAAGCUGAGCGGGGCCGCGGGAGCCGCCGAGCAACAUGGCGGAACCCGGCCGACCCCAGCGGAAAAUGUCCCGGGCUGGGGAGAGUUUGUACAGAGUCCUGGGCCUGGAGAAGGGGGCUUCUUCAGAGGAGAUCAAGAAGGCAUACAGGAAACUGGCCCUGAAGUACCACCCAGACAAAAACCCCGAGAAUCCCGAGGCAGUGGAGAAGUUCAAGGAGAUCAACAAUGCGAACGCGACGCUGAAUGAUGAGAACAAGCGGCGGAUCUAUGACGAGUAUGGCUCCAUGGGGCUCUACGUGGCGGAGCAGUUUGGCGAGGAGAGUGUCAAAUACUACUUCCUCAUGUCCAAGUGGUGGUUCAAGGCCUUGGCUGUGUGCUGUGGCAUCUUCACCUGCUGCUGCUGCUGCUGCUGUUGCUGUUUCUGCUGCGGGAAGUGCCGUCCGCCUGAGGACGAGGACUCCUACAAGUAUGUCAACCCCGAGGACCUGGAGGCGCAGAUCCAAGCUGAGGCUGAAGAGACCCAGACACCCAUUGUGGUGCAGCCCCUGCCUGCAGCAGCUGGAGAGGAGCCGCUGCCAGACGCCAGCCUCAGGACUGACGCAUGAGGCCAACUUUGACCUGCUGACUGCCUGUGCCCUCGCCUGGACUCUGGGUGGGAACCCCACUGGAACUGGCGCUGCCUGGGGUUCCUGGCCCCUGUGCUGGGGGCAGCCAGGCCACCUGGCUGCGGCUCAAAUCUCAGGUAAACUGGCAACGCCUGUGGGGCAGCCGUUCCUGCAAGGACUCGCUCCUGCGGCCUGCGCCUGCCCAAGGCUCCUCAUGCUGUGACUUCUCUGGCUGCUGCAGCAGCUGCUGACUGGCCAGGCUCCCUGCCCUGGCAUUGCUGCACAAGGAACCUGAGACUGGAAACCCCUGGGUAACCCCCCCCACCCCCCCACAGGAGGCUGCACUGCUGCGCAGCCCCCCUCCCUCCCUCGGCCAGUCACUCACCACCAGCACCCGCCUGGCUUCUCCUCAGCCGGGCCCCUCCCCCCACGCCCCGCAGACACCGAGCUCGCAGGGCCCUGGCUGAGAAGCACAAGCUUGUGCCCCAGCCGUGCAGCCUGGAGUCAAAGGAGACCAACCCCACUGUAACUAGCCCAUGGAGACGGGGCAGCCGCAGGCUGAGCCUGCCGGGCACCCUGCUGCUUCCAGGGGCCUGUCCCUUCCCUGUGUUGGGUGCCAAACGCAGCUCUCCGGGCAGGCGUGGUCCUGGCGGGCAGUGCACUCACUGCCUGCUUGCACUGUGGCUUACAGCACCCCUCCCUCAGCGCGCCUGGCCUGGCCUGGCCUCCACGUGGCACAGACCGAACCUAAGUCACUGUGUCUGAGCCUCAGGGGUGUCCCUGCCGGCGCCCUGGGGCCCACUGGGACGGUGUGUCAGGGCAAUAAAGGAACCUGUUGUCUGGCCUCGGUGGCACCAUUAAAGGCUGCUGGGGGGCUUCUCUCACCGUGGUCUGAGCCCAUGACUUGCACCUGUGCAGCCAGCUCCCUGCCCAGCCUUGCUCCAGGCUAUGUCCUCAGGAGCGUGUCCUGAGCCAGGCUGUGUGCAGCUCCUCUCGCCCGGGGCCCAGGACUGGCCCCAGCACCGGGGGCCCAGCGGGUCUAGCACUGUCGCAUUACUGUGUGCUGAGACCCAGUGAAGGGGGGGUGGUCACAGCUGGGCGGGAGCCUUCCCUGCAGGGGCUGUCAGCUGGACAGUGAGGGACCAGAGAGGGGGAGAGACAUGGCUGGACCUCAGCGUCUGCUGCCUGUGGCCACCUCCCUGCAGAGCAGGAGCAGGGGCAGGGUCCUUGCUCAGCCCUCAGCCCCUGGCAGCUGCACUGCUAGCCACGCAGCCUGGCUUGAGCAUGGAGGAAGGAGUGAGCCCACUGGGCAAUCCGAGCGUCCCUGUGAACAGAGCCAAAGCUGCCUAGUUCUUGUAUAACCUAUAACUUGCCUGCGGAACUUCCUGCCACCGCAUGCUGCGUGGGGUGAGGAGAGAGCCAGGACAAGGGCACCCUCGGCUCUGGGGCUGUCUGCUAACAGCUGGGG
This is a messenger RNA of Mauremys mutica (yellowpond turtle), 2201 nucleotides long. RefSeq names its product dnaJ homolog subfamily C member 5-like. The coding region runs from base 164 to 733 and encodes 189 amino acids. NCBI's taxonomy places the organism in Eukaryota, Metazoa, Chordata, Testudines, Geoemydidae. The transcript is spliced from 5 exons. The record is from RefSeq and is a predicted model, not a curated record.